AUGGAUAGGAAUUCAGUUAAGGCAAAUACGAAGACAUUAGUGACUUGGUUAGAUGGACUUAAUAGAGAGGAGAAAUUAGAAGACAUUGAGAAAGUGUUGAAAUUAAUGGAGAAAUACAUGAUAAAGUCCAGGAUUGGUGUGUAUAAUGCAAGGAUCAAGCGUUUGUUGAGGUUGGGAAAGAAUGUGGAAGAAGCAAAAGCAUUGUAUGAUGAGAUGUUAUCAAGAGGAAGGAAUCCAAGUUCGCAAACUUAUAGGCUUUUGAUUCAUAUGUUUCAAGAGGCAAGGAAUGUUGAGGAAGCUACGAGAUUGUCUAAUAGUAUGUUAAAAAACCAACAGAAUGCUUACAUCAACAGAUAG
Messenger RNA from Pistacia vera, 357 nucleotides. RefSeq names its product pentatricopeptide repeat-containing protein At1g11630, mitochondrial-like. Lineage: Eukaryota; Viridiplantae; Streptophyta; Magnoliopsida; Sapindales; Anacardiaceae. The record is from RefSeq and is a predicted model, not a curated record. Gene Ontology annotation, molecular function: protein binding. Bases 1 to 357 code for a protein of 118 amino acids. The transcript has a single exon.